AUGUGGGUGGUCCGUGGGCUGAAGCCGACGCUCCCUUCGGGCCUUUGGGGUGCUUCGCGCGGCGUCGCAGCCCUCGCCUGCCUGGCAGAAGAGCGCCUCUCGGAGAACUUCGGAGCCCUGAUCCACGUCCCAAACACAUCGCUGCCAGCGCUGCGGUGCCCCGAUGUGGGCCGCGAGUUGCGCGGCAAAUGGCUGGAGAGGAGAUUGCUUGUGAUUCGUGGCCUUCAAGACAUGACCCCCGACGACCUGGUGACAAUCAGCUCACACUUUGGCCCACUGGGGCCUGUCCCUGCAGGCCGUGCUCAUGCAUCGCUUGGUCCAGGUGCGUCCGUGCUGCGAAUCGGGAACGUCCGUGAUGCGGCGGGCAAUCUCAUCUCCCAGCCAUCUUCGUCCAAGGACGAGGUUCUGGGCCGGGAUGGCUCUUCUCAGUACCGCCCUCAUGAUCGGUUGCCCGUGUGGCACACGGACGGUACCUUCAAGGAGACGCCAGAAGCAGGCACGGCGCUGUUUUGCCGCCAGGCGCCUCCCAGAGGUGGCGCAACCUGCUUUGCCGACGCGGUGGCCGCCUGGGAAGCAUUGCCGCCCGAACAGCAGCAACGGCUGGAGACAUUGGACUGCAUCUGCAGCCUGGCUCACCACGAUGCAAAGAUCCGAAAACGGAAUCCCGACUAUCCGAUGCUGAAGGACGAGGAGCGCUGCAAGAACCCUCCACGCCGUGUGCCUUUGUGCCUUGAGCAUCCAGAGACACAUCGACGAGCCAUCUAUGGCAUUAAUUCCAGCACCUGCUGCAUCGUGGAGAAGGGGCAAGACAUGUGCCCUACGAAGCUGCGCCACUAUGAGGAAUCUGGAGAUGAGGACGAGUCGGUGGCAAUUCUUCGCGAUCUGCUUGUUCAUGCAACAGCACCAGACUUCACCAUUAGUUGGCAGUGGCAGCCGGGAGACUUUGCCAUAUGCGACACGCGGUCCACGAUGCACUGCGCAACCUCCUACGAUCAGAGAUUUACCCGUGAGAUGUGGCGCACAACAAUAAUGCCAGGCCUGUUUGCAAGUUGA
This is a messenger RNA of Symbiodinium natans, 1053 nucleotides long. The record is from the annotation of a GenBank genome assembly. NCBI's taxonomy places the organism in Eukaryota, Dinophyceae, Suessiales, Symbiodiniaceae.